CAAAUUAAGCAAAUGAUAAAUUUGGCCAUAUAGUACGUAAUAGAAUAAAGAAUGUUGAAUAAUUUAUUUUUUUUAAUCUUCUCGGCUUGCAUUAAACAUUAUACAAUCUUUCCUAUCGGUACAACUAUCGAAAUACGUCGUCUUACUUAUAAUUUCACAUUAGGCAAAUCACUAAAAUAGAAACUGUUUAACAAAUAAGAAUAUGUAUAAAUUUUUAAGCGCUGCCAUCGAUGCAGAGUUGCCGAUCAUCUCGUGUAUUUAUUAUACGACUUUUUGAUUUUGAUUACUUUUAUUAAGAAAAAUGAAAAAAUAGGCAUUUAAUGAAUAUUUGAUAAGGUUUAGUAACAGUCUGGAGGCUAUUGUUAAAGUAAUUACAAUAAUUCGUACUUAGUACAUUGUGGAAUGUGCGAGGAGGAGCUACUGUGUUACGCAGCUCUGCAUGAUGCCAUCCGAAAAAUACGUAAUAAACACGAAGAAUUCGUGUCUUAUGCAUUAUCGGGUUAACAUUUUACCACUCGACGUGAGAUAUGAACUGUUUAAUUGGAGCAGAUUUACGGCUAAACAAUAUAAAUCCGUAUUUCUUAUUUUUACUCGGUAGCACGUAUACGUGGCAACAGAGCAAAGUUGUCUGAGUGCUCUGUCACUUCCUAGUCAAAAGAAAUUCUUCGAGCACAAACAAUAAUAUAUUUACACUGUUAAAAUAGUGAAAUACGGUAUAACUCGAAAAGAAUACUGUCAAAUAUUCUCUUGAUAUAUUUUAACUGUCUGUCAAGGUAUCGGUAGAGAAUAUUUCUGUGUGCAUAUUAACGUAUCACCAAGCGUCGGUUUAUAUAUAUUACAUGUGCAACCUGUGUUAAAGUCUUCACGGUUAACAUCUUAUGAAUGUGUCUGGCAACAGAUAUAAUUUCAAGUUUAUUAGCAAAGAUGCCUCGCAUAUUAAGUAAUUGAUUGAUCACGGCAUGUAAAAAGAAUAUACACAUAUAUCAUCGUAUGAAUGAAUGCGUAAACAUAUACACACAUACUUAUUUACGUACACCUAUAAAAGUAUUGGAAUUUACAAACAUUUCAGAAAUUUAAUGAAAAUUGAAGUCAGUUCUCUCUGUCACCAAAAAUUUUUGACUGAUUCUUAUAUUUCCUGAUAAUAUAUGACAAUGUUUAAAAAGACCAGUUUUGGAUUUAAGAAAUUUGGAAUUUGAAAGUUACUUUUGUUUCAAGAGAUAUAUUGGAUUCUGUGCCGAAGAAUAUAUUUACAAAACAGUAAAUCACAAAGUUGAAUUUUUAAAUAAGUGAGGCUGUGUUUAAAUUUAAAGUUUUGGAUUGGAUUUUGAUUAGGUAUAUUGUAUCUGCUAAUGUGUUUAUGACUUUUGUACACACAAUAAGCUGAUGUUGACUAUAUUUCAUGAACCUGAUGACAGAGUAUUAUAAGCUAAAAGAAGAAAGCAGCAAGAAUAGUGCUGCUAAUGGUGCUUUGGCACUGUUAUUAUUAUCCUCCUAACAACAUAAUGGAGGAGCCAGCAAAGAAGAAACAACGCAUUGAAAAUGAUGAAGUUGAAAAAGAUACAUUAUCAGAUAUUGAGCAAUUGCAGAAUAGUCUGUUGACACAAUGCUUAUGUAAUAUACCAGAAAGCAGUUUACGUAAACCAUUCACUAGUGCAACAGUAGAAGCUGCAGAUGGCACUUUUAGAUCUUCAUUAUUAUCAGAAUGGGAACCUGAUCAAACCUUAGAAUUUAUAAGUACUUUACAACUAUUAUUUGAUUUAGCCAUUAAACAAAAUGUUAGAGGUAUUAUGUGCAGGAGAGUAGUAGAUGUUUGUGAUGCGCUGGCGCGAAACGAGCAUGGCAUUAUAGAUCAAAUAAUUGACCUAUCAUGUACAACAAAUAAAUUUAUAUCAUUUGCUGCUAGCAGAGUUCUUGCAUCAUUUUUUAUUAUAACAAAAGAAAAUAUUGACACAGCAUGGUUGGAAAGAUUAACACAAUCUUUAGUAAAUACUCAUUCUCCAAGCCAAAUGCUAUUUACUUUGGAUGUUGUAAAAAGAGUUGUGGAACACAAGGACUGCAGUAUUCAUCCUCUUGAAGAUACAGACAGUAUAGUGCCACCAUCUCAUUGUAAUACAAUAUCAAUUGCUGAUACAGAAAGUUUUGAUAGUACACCAGUAAAAGCAAUGUGUGUCAAAGCAUUAGAAUCCAAAUGGACUAUACUAGUAUCAAAAUUUGAUGCUAUUUUAAGUUCAUAUACGCCACAACAUGAAUCAGCUGUCAUUACAUUUCUUGAUUUGUGGGAAUCCAUCAUUUCUGUUAAAGCCAACUUAUCUGUUAUUGAUACCAAACUUUUUUAUUCUCAAUUAGACAACCUGGUUGUACUUUUAAAUGCCAAUGUUCCUGGUGUAAUUUGGAGACAUCUCCUUGGGUUAUUUAAUGAAGUAUUGUGUUAUGGAAGUACUUUGGCCUUACAAGAUGUAUUGCCAGAUGAGCCUUGUUCUCUUGCACAUUUGAUUGUAAGAGCUGUAAAAGAUUGGAGAUUAUUGGAUGCUCUACCGUAUCGACAUGGUUCUGGAAGAUUUGGAGGAGGAUCUGGUGAAGGUGAUCGUCCUCUUCUGCAAAAAAUAGUGCUUUUAGUUUUAAAAAGUGUUGCUGUGACAGUUAAAGAGACACGUAGCGAUUCUAGUGACUCUUCCUUGGGUUCUGAAGCAGAAGAUCUUGAUGCUGAUAUGGCAGUUAUUGAGAGGAGCAUUAGAGAAGUUCUAAGACAACUUGAUCAGUGUGUUAAGACAUUAAUGCCAUUUCAUCCUGAAAUGCCUUUAUCACAGUGGGUUGUACAAAUGUUCCAUGAUCAAGAUGAUUUUUUAAUUGAAGGCAUGGUAUGUUGUUUAGAUGUAGCUGUUGGUUUAUUUUAUAGAGGACCUCCACAAAAUGAUCUUGGUCAUAUGCUUAGUCCAACUUUAACUUUCAUACAAUUUAUACAUGCUGUAUCACAUGAUCCAGAUGUUUUAUUAGAUUUACUUGUCAGUAAUGAGACCUGUUUCUUAUUAUACUUAUUGAGAUUUUUGAAAUAUGUUAAAAGAAAUUGGACAGAAUUUGUCUCUUGCUGUGGAAGAGAAUUAGAUGAUACCAUGACAAUAUUGAUAAGACUUCGUUUAGCAAUUGACAGAUUAGUAUCAAAAGAUUUGUUUCCUUAUAACAUAAAUCCAGUUCUACGUUUGCUAGAAAAGUGUGAAUCCUUCUAUGAAGGAAAUAUAGACAACUAAUUAUUAUUUGAUUGCAUGAUGAGAUUCAAAAUUUCAAUUCACUAGAUGUACAAAUUGUAAGAAUGAAAGCUUCGUCAUCUGGCUUAUUUUAUCAGUCAGAAAGUAAUACAAAAUUGUAUAAUCUUAUUGACUUCAUUUUUAUAAAUGACUGACUUAUACUACUGUCUUUUGUAGUAUUAAAUAUUUAGAAUAAUAUUGAAAGAUACAGAAAAAAACAUUUCUAUUUAUUAUAUUUAGCAAAAUUUUAUUCAUUCAGAACUAUUGUUGAAGUUUUACACAAGAAUUAUUUUUUGCAUUUCAUGGUUGAAGUAUAAAUGGAUAAAAGUAGUACAAAGAUUAGCUAAAAUUAUAUGCUUCACAAUGAAAUUGCACUUUUAUGGUGCUAUGAAAACAUAUUUGCCAAAGCACCAUUGGAAAUAAAUUUAAAUGUAUACUACUAGAAUAAUAUUUAUAUCUAUAUAUAAAGGUUAAAUGUACAAUUUGCCAGUCAAAUAGAAUUAUGUAAGAUGAAUUCUCUGAUGUGCACUACUAAAUAUGUAUAAAGAUAUACUUUUUUGUACAUUACAAAACUAAACUCACAAAAGAGUAUAUUAGAUUCUAGUAUAAAGAUUUUUAUAAAAUGCAUUUGAAAAAUACAUAAUAUAAAAAUCUUUUGAAAGAAGGAUAUAAAUAAAUUAUAUCAACACAUUAGAUUAUAAAAUUGACUUUGAAAUUUUGUGCCAGAGGCAUAAUAAAAUAUUUAACUGUAUUAAAUCAAAAUCUAUAACAUUUGUUUGUUUAACAGUAAUAAAUCUGUAACAGAAUUCUAGGACACCACUGUUAUAUCCACGUACUUAAAUACAAGUGUAAAAUUAAAUAAUGUUUAUUAAAAUGAAAGACAUUGUCAUAUUGUCAUGAUUUAUUAACAAUGUAUAAAUAAUAAUGUUGUAAAAUAUUACAAAUAUACAAAUGUAAAGUUACUGGCAAUGUAAAUGCAGUUAUUGACAUUUAAAGUUAUGCCAGUAUUAAUAAAUUAUUAGAUACAAAUGGCAAUGAUUGUUCCUAUAAGUUAAAGUUAAGAACAAUAUUUGCCAUUGUUGUUUUGGAAUUCUCUACAAAUUAAAGUAUUUGUAUAUAUUAAUUGUAAUGUUAAUUAUGCAUACCUUAAAAUUAUCUUUGUAAGUAUGGUACAUGUAAUACACUAAAAAUCUACAUAUUUUUACUUUUAUAA
Molecule: messenger RNA, 4455 nt
Organism: Bombus huntii
Lineage: Eukaryota; Metazoa; Arthropoda; Insecta; Hymenoptera; Apidae
Gene: lin
Product: protein lines
Exons: 3
Coding region: 1461-3245 (594 amino acids)
Source: RefSeq, a predicted model, not a curated record